UGGCCACACCCUUAUCUAAGCGAUGAUACAGGCAGACGAGUCACGAGAGGCUGUUAAUAGUUUUAUAUUCCUAAUUCGGAUAAAGAGUUUGAGUUUCAUUUUGUGACUAACUGCUAAAAAGAAGCCAAAUGGGUAUAUUGUACUCGGAGCCCAUGUGUCAAGCAGCAUAUGAAGAUGAUCUCAUGAAGGUACGAGAACUGAUCUUGACCGAAGCUGGAAAUGUAAACAAUCAAGAUGAGAGAACGGGAGACACACCGAUCAUAGCCGCCUGUAGAAGUGGAAACAUCAGGAUUGUCAAAUACCUUCUAGAUCACAAUGCAAACGUAUCCAUUAGAAAUAAGAAAGAUAGGACUUGUUUGCACUAUGCUACAAGGAGAACAUUCACCUUCCUGGACUACCUGAUGAUCAUUAUUUUGAUGCCUAUUCUGUUAAUUGGCUAUCUCAUAAUGGUAGAAAAGCAAAAAAAGAAUGUGGCUCUGAUGGAGCUUCUGUUGACCAGUAAGGUGGACAUAAAUGCUAUAGACUAUAAAGGGAACACAGGACUUCACUAUGCUUGCCACAGAAAAAGUCAGAGAAUUAUUCCAUUGCUGUUGUUGAAAAAUGCAGAUGUUUCAAUAAAGAACAAAAAACAUGAAACACCACUAGAUAUUGCAAAAAGACUAAAAUUCCACAAAAUUGUCGCAAUGUUAACAAAAUCAAUGUAAAAGUAUUAACAGAAGGCUUGUAUGUUACAUUAUGUGCAGCAGCAGUGUCCUUGUCAUCUGACUGGAGUUUCACAUUGACUUUGCUCCAAUACCCACAUAAAACUUGCACUUCAUCACAUUCUCACAGAUUGUAUCACACUUACUGUUACAAAAAUACAUUUCUCACAUAAAUUAUGUUGCUAUACUGAUUUCUAUUUAUACAUACUUGUGUUUGACUGAUUUUGGUUUUGUUAAAAGCAAUGAAGUUUUUCAUAUUAAACAUUGAUAAAAGUGUACUGUGAAUUCAGUUUUUUAUGUUACGCAGUUAAAGUUGGUUUUUAUUACUGUAAUAAUAGAUUUGAAUUUGGUUUGUGCUAUAUUGUUAAAGUUGCUAAUAAAACAAACACAUUUGUAGAUUUGUAUUAAGACAAUAAAACUAUGUAAUUUUUUCUGUA
Molecule: messenger RNA, 1138 nt
Organism: Paramisgurnus dabryanus
Lineage: Eukaryota; Metazoa; Chordata; Actinopteri; Cypriniformes; Cobitidae
Gene: ankrd22
Product: ankyrin repeat domain 22
Molecular function (GO): protein binding
Source: RefSeq, a predicted model, not a curated record